AUGUCGAGUCCUUUAUCAUUCUCCACGUUCCUUCCACUUGCCUCGCCAUUUCCUACCCUUCUCGCAUUCCAAGUACCAACUCCAGCUCCAAAAAAACCGCGGAUAUCCGGAACUCCAAAUGCAGAGAUCUUGAUGUCAAGCCCAGAACCGCAGCAGCAGUCUAGAUCGCAAGACGAUAUGUCAGCUUUCGCCUUCCAGCCCUACUCAGAGGCGUCACAAUUAGCAAUGUAUUCUUCACCACCACCGAUGUACAAACCAUCCACUCUCAGUAUCCAGCAAUCACCUCUGGGGUCGCACCCACCACCCGAGCUUCCGGCACCACCUCCCUCGUACAAACGUUCACCCUCACCAUCUCCAUCACUUAACUCCCAGCCCUCCCUUCACGAGCUCCCAAAAUACACACCACGGGCAGCCUCAAUAUCCACAACAGCUUCCAAUCCGAAACCAAAAUCUAAUCCAAAUUUAAACUCCUGGGCGGCGUGGAACCCGUGGAACUGGACAUCUGUAUCCGCAUCCGAGAGGAGCCAGUGUACAUCUGGAGGAAAUGGUGGUAGGAGACGAGACCCCAUGGCUGGUCAAGCUGGUGUAGAGCUGGAUGCUUGUGAGCAGUAUGAGGUCGAUCAAAGGAGGUUGAGGGAACGGCAAAGAAGAGAAGACGAGAGUGAUUUUUGCUGUGGGUGCUUCUGGGCUGGACCGCCUUUACCGACGGGUUCGUAUUAUAUCUUUUAG
Cadophora gregata is the source of this 729-nucleotide messenger RNA. RefSeq lists its product as uncharacterized. The coding region runs from base 1 to 729 and encodes 242 amino acids. NCBI's taxonomy places the organism in Eukaryota, Fungi, Ascomycota, Leotiomycetes, Helotiales, Ploettnerulaceae. The transcript has a single exon. The record is from RefSeq and is a predicted model, not a curated record.